AUGAAUAAAACCGAAGAGCAAGUGAUUGAGAUCAUUGAAGAUGUGGUAAGACACCACAUGGAUUGGAAAGAAGGACAGAGGGAGUCUUCAAGCAAAGGAAGGAGUGCGGUUUACUCCGUUGAUCAUCUCAACGCCAUCAAUAAUUUGACGUCUCAAAUCGCCAACCUUGGCAAGGAGAUGACAUCAAUCAAGGCGAAGCUUGAGUCCUCCUCUUCACAACAAGAGCGUCCCUCCCAAUCUAAGGGGAGAGCUAAUUCCAAUGUGAGAGGUCCUAGAGCACAACAAGACAACUAUUACACUGAAGCACCUCCACAAAAGUCUAGCCUAGAAGAGAUGAUGGAAACCCAAGCCAAAAUGUUUAAUACCAUCAUGGCCACUAGUGACAAGAAGUUCAAUGAGGUUAUGACUCACAACAAAAUUCUAGAAACCCAAAUCUCCCAAUUAGCCACUGCCAUUAAAGAAGGAACUAGAACUUCUAAACUUCAACCCCAAGGGCUUGACCCCAAGAGACAGGUGAAUGCCAUUUCUACUAGGAGUGGGAAGUUGUUGAAGGAGAGUAAGCCAAAGAAAACCAAUGAGAGAGUGACCAUGAAUGAACCGUCCCUUGAGAGUGAGUUUGAGCAAGAAGAUGAGAGAAGUUGUGGAAACGAAAAAGGUGAUGAAGUUGAGAAAGAAGUUAGAGUUGAAAAUGAAAGAGAAAUUGAAAUAGAAAAGAGAGUACAAAAAGAGAAAGAGAAGGAACCAACACAAUUGCAAAAACUUCCAUAUCCUCAUAAGUUUGUGAGACACAAGCUAGAUGUGAAAUUUGGUAAGUUCCUAGAAUCCUUGAAACAAGUCCACCUCUCAAUACCCUUUACCGAUGCCAUAAAACAAAUGCCCAAUUAUGCUAGGUUUCUAAAGGAUAUUGUGAGUGGAAGGAGAAGUUGUGUUGUUGUUGAAACGGUGAACUUCACUGAAAGUUGUAGUGUUAUCAUAAUGAACAAGAUGCCUCCAAAGUUAGGAGAUCCGGGUAACUUUUCCAUUCCUUUUGCCAUAAAUCGAAUACAAAAUGAUAAUGCUUUAUGUGACUUAGGGGCUAGUGUUAGCCUUAUGCCAUAUACAGUUUACCAAAGACUUGAUAUAGGGGAGCUUUUUCCUACCAACAUUACCCUCCAAUUAGCAUAUAGAUCAAUCAAAUUCACUAAGGGUAAGGUAGAGGAUGUUCCUCUAAGGGUUGGAAAGUUUGUUAUACCGGUUGAUUUUGUUGUGCUAGACAUGGAUGAGGAUGUGCAUAAUCCUAUCAUUCUAGGGAGACCUUUUCCAGCUACUUCUGGUGCUUUGGUUGAUGUGAAAAGUGCUAAAAUUACACUCAAAUUCGGUGAAGAGGUUCUUGAGUUUGAUUUGAAUGAAAGCAUGAAAUAUCCUAGUUCUACUUUAGAGAAAUGCAUGAAAAUUGACACCAUUGAUUGUAUUGUGAAUUCUAUGCAAGAGCACUUGUUCUCUACUAACAAUGCCCUUGAGAAUGUCUUAUUAAACAAGGAAAAGAUAGGUGAUCAAAGCAAGGAAAUGGCGUUGUAUGAAGAGUUGCUUGAUGAGAAUGUUGAAGGAAAUGUUGAGCAAGCUUGCAUGGGAAUCACACCCAAACAUGCUAUGGAGAUUUCCCCUACAAAGGAAGGUAAGGGUGUGCUUAUGGUAGAGCUAAAACCUCUACCAUCACACCUUAGGAGAAUGCCAUUUGGUCUAUGCAAUGCACCCGAGACGUUUCAAAGAUGCAUGAUGAGCAUAUUUGGUGACAUGCUUGAAGAGGAAAUGGAGGUAUUCAUGGAUGACUUUUCGGUUGGUGGCCUUUCAUUUGAGGAUUGCCUGACAAAUUAG
This is a messenger RNA of Chenopodium quinoa (quinoa), 1854 nucleotides long. RefSeq lists its product as uncharacterized. The transcript is spliced from 3 exons. The coding region runs from base 1 to 1854 and encodes 617 amino acids. NCBI's taxonomy places the organism in Eukaryota, Viridiplantae, Streptophyta, Magnoliopsida, Caryophyllales, Amaranthaceae. The record is from RefSeq and is a predicted model, not a curated record.